Messenger RNA from Cylindrotheca closterium, 3804 nucleotides. The record is from the annotation of a GenBank genome assembly. NCBI's taxonomy places the organism in Eukaryota, Bacillariophyta, Bacillariophyceae, Bacillariales, Bacillariaceae.
AUGUUCGGUAGUGCAAAGAAGAAAAAACAGAAUAGUAUAACCGAAGGAAAGCAUAAGAGUCCUCUAGAUGAGUUGAACUUUCUCCUGGAUCGCCUGGAAGGCAUUAUCUUUCACACCAAACUAUCCUAUAUCAAGUCGCUCCUAGGUUACGCUGAGGAAAUUGCAACACCACAAAGAUCAUCUGUUAAUCUCUUUGGAAGAAAAAGCAAUUCUUCAACAUCAACGCCAACAAAAGCUUCGCUAAAGAAAAAUGACUCAGCUUCUUCACCCAACUUCAAAACACCAGAAAAGACAAAGGAUGGAGACGCAAUGUUUAUUCCAAUGGAAUCAGAUUCAGUUCAAAACACGGUUGAAAUUAUUCGAAGAGUUUCAGAAUUAGUAGUCUUUGCAGAAAGUGCGGCAGCCUCUCAGACUGAAGAGAAGCAAGAGUCUGAAAAGUAUAUCGCUGUCUUUGACUCUUUCUUUGAACGGAAUGGACUUGCUCUGAUUACAGACAUCUUGACAGGGGCUUCAUUUGACCUUCGAACGAUCAGGGACGAGGAGAGAGUGAAUGUUGAUUCUGACCAAUCGCCCAAGAAAAAUGAUCUGGCUUCAAUUGAAGAGCUAUUAGAAGGUUUUGAUAUGGACGAGCACAAGUACUUGCUACUCCCACCCUUGCCAAUAGCGAUCCAAGCAAUUCAAUCUGUUUCCAUUUUGGUACAAAACGUGAAGCGCGCCACGUCUCUCUUCUUCAUACUAUCCAACAAUCACAUCACCCAGCUGAUCAAUGCCCCGCUUGAAAAGUACGACAUAGCUGAUAGAAUGAAACGCGACGAUGACGGCAAUCAAAUGUCACCGCGUCGUUCCGGUAGUCAAGAACUUGCCGAGCUUUCAACCAAUUUUGUUAACUUCCUCAAGUCACUAGCACUUCGAAUGAAUGCAGAAACGCUCCAGUUUUUCUUGACAUAUCCUCAGGAUGCUGCAGAGAAUCCUGAAGCAACAACCUUACAAGAAUCCAAGAAUUCUGAAGAUUCGACCGAGCAAGAUGCCGAAGACAAACCAUUAGACGAAAUGGAAGGAACGACGACUCAAGAAGAAGAAGAAGACCAAGUCGAAACUGAAGCGCAAAAUAUUCCAUACGAACGGAUACGAGUUGAGUUUCCAUUGUAUGAGAGAGCCCUUGAAUUUUGCUCAACCCAUAAUGACUCCUUCAUUCGCAUCACAGCCAUGAAUAUAUGUCUGAAUACUCUUCGUCUCUCAGUGGUCGGUUCCGAAGAGGAUGACGGGCAAAAUCAAGACUCGUCGCUUGAGUCGCCUGAUGGAGUUUUGCACAAUGCAAGAGCCUUGCCAAUGCGAGAAAGAUUGGCUAUUGCCCAAUUCGUUUGUUCCCCGCGGCGAGUGGAGCGUCUCAUAUCGCCAAUUUUCACAAAGCUUGCUCAAUUUUGGGGUGUAAUGGAGGAGCAGUAUCGCGAGCUGGACAAGAUCAAGGUUCAGAGACUUCCAAAGCCCAGCGACGAUGCUAAUGCCAGUGGGCAGCUCAAGACAGAAAAGGCAAAAUUGUCUGCAAAGCGAAAGAAAGCCGAAGAUUCAUUCAGUGACACAGCUGCUUGUGUGCAAGAUGAACUGCUGCUGCUGGAAGAUGUUCUCAGUGUGGGGCUUACGACACUCAACGAGCAAACUAUCGAGAUGAUGUUUGCGACGUUUGUGUAUCCUCUGCUCUUACAGCCCCUUCUGCUAUACUUCCAGCGUUCUACUGUACCUAGUAACGUCUUGUACGCAGACCCUGUGUUCUUAUCGUAUCUAGGACUCGGGGUUGCGGAUUCCAGCACGGAAGGUGGCGAAAACUCGACAAUAUCCGCCCCGGCGAAAUCGGCUCUCUUUCUCCUUACCGCUGUGUUCCAAUUUGUCACCAAUCGGCCGCUUCUGAAGUUGCUAUUCACUGCUCUAUUCCAUCCGCUUUCUCCAAGCUCGACCGGAGAAACGACGAUCCGUGUCGAUCCUGAGAUCGUAUGCUUGGAUAAAGACAGAAACAUUGUGCUUCGAGUCGAUCUGCAGAAUGACGACAGCCAGGAAGCAAAGAUCAACCGCGAAACGUAUGAUUUUGGAAUCUCUUCUGCAACGAAGCGUUCUUCAGGAAAGUCGAGGUCGAUCGAAAAUAGUAGUGACAGCUGUGUGUUUGUCUUAUCACCAGCACUCGCCGAAAUAUUGCGAUUCAAUGGCGAAGAUGGAGCUCUUGUGGCUAAAUCACGCAACAACCCCUACCGCAAGGCGAUAUUUCAAUGCUUUGCGCUGUCUAGUGAGCUCUCUGAUCUUUCACCCCUUGCAGUCUUCCCUGUCGAUGCUGCCUUUUCUGCUUUGGAUGGCGAGUUUGUGUCAGAUAUUGUUUUUGGGGUUGAUGUUGUCGCUCACGCCAAAAAGCAUCAAAGUUAUGGGGCUUUAUCUGAAAAACAGAUCGACCGUCUGGACGACCGUGACAUUGGUGGAGCAGGGAUAGGAGUGAAGUCUAGAUUCUCAUUGGGUGAUGAUUCGGAUGGUGAUUAUGUGACUCAGGUUCUUAGUUCCUUCCAAAAAUGUCUAGCGAAAGCACGACCAGGAGCAAAGGGCACAUGGAAGCUUGACUACAGAGUCGCUGCCGCACAUGCAGUCCUUUGUGCAAUUCAAAGGAAUCCAGUAGCGCAAAAGAAUGCAAAGGAAGUAUUUUGCACUCGCUAUCGUGAAGCCUCAGCUUUCUUGGCAUCUAUUCCCAAAGGCUUGGAGCGAUUUGGAGAUUCGAAUUUGAGGCCAACCUAUGACAAGACCAAUGGGGAAGAUGACAAGAGAAAAGCAUAUCAAGGAAUCCUCAUGAAUAGAAUCUUCCGAGGUGAUGCACAAUCCGUCGCCCUUAUGGAUCAAUUGAUGCGAUUAAAGUCAGAAAGUUCUUCUAGCAUGUUUGUGCCAGUAGCAAGCCGAGGGAGCUACAAAAUGCUCUGCAAACAAAGUUGUCAGUUCCCACUGCUUGAACCUGGAACUUUCAAUGCAGCUCUACAAGAAGCAGUGGAGAGUGCGCGCUCGUGGGCCAGCAUGGAUGCCUUUUGCAAAAUCUUGGAAAGCGCUGAAAGGACUAACGGGGCAUCGAUUCGCCGAGCUGUUACAGGCGGUAUUGCGGUGAAAGAAGAUUCGGGCAUCGUUCCGACCUACAGGUUGAAUUUGUCCUAUGGACCAAUGUCUCGGAGCAUGGAAAUUCCAAUGUUUCAAGAAGAUACCAGCAGUAAGUCAUAUACUGAUGCAGAGCCUGGGUCAGUGGUCAGCCUUGUUGGUCGAACUGCGUUCCCUUGUGUUUGUGAAGUGCCCCCUGCUUGUGCCCCUCUGUUUUCUGCUGAGGGAGCCAAAGUAGUUUCACAAGGAAUCACGUGGCAAUCUCUGUACCUUGUAGUUCUAGGGUGGAAUUUGGUGCUUGCAGAACCUGAACGAAAGUCCAGUGGUAAUGGCCGUGUGGUAAUGGUAUGUCGACUCGAAAACCUUAGUGUUGGAGUAGAUACAGGGGAAUUUCCACAAAGUACUGCAGCUCGUCGAUUAAUCGUAUCACAUGAUGGACAAGAUGAAACGCCACCGGGUCUGUUCAUGUUUGAAUCGCCACCGACACGACGAGAGGAAGGUGUAUUUGUUCACCUUUCCAAAUUCCGAACAACGUUGGAUAUUUGGUUUGAGAACCAAAAGGCCCUUGAUUUGGCCUUUGUCAAGGUGAAGCGAUUCAUUGCUUUAGCCAAAGCACAUCGUGGGCAUUUGCUGCAAGAGUACUUGCUGCAACAGGCGAAAGAAGGAGCAGACAUGGUGCAAGAGAAGUAA